AUGGCAUGCCUACGGCAGGAGAGGUCUCGAGUGGAAAACCCGUCGCAGACGAUUGUUAAUGUGGUGGCUGAGAAUCCGGCGUAUUUGCAUUGUAGUGUACCGCCAGAUGCGGAGCAUGAGAUCGCUUGGACCAGGGUCUCCGAUGGUGCCAUACUGACUGCUGGAAACCGAACUUUUACCAGAGACCCUAGAUGGCAAGUGUCCAAGAAGUCUGCGAAUAUUUGGGUGCUCAAUUUGAGACGAGCCGAACAUCAAGACUCCGGAUGUUACUUGUGUGAGAUCAACGAUAAGCACAAUACAGUGUAUGCAGUGUAUCUGAAAGUGCUCGACCCACCACUUCCAUCGCCCGCUUCGUUGCAGAAAAAAUCCACCCGACUCAUGGCGAAUAUGUCUGGAGAUGAAGUCGUGUUGAAUUGCACAGUAACCUCCACUGACAAAACAGAUGACGAUAUCGAUGUGGUGUGGACAAGAGAUGGGACGACGAUUAACUUCAAUAAUACAGAGAAAUACAUCUUGAAAGUGAAACGAGACGCUGGAGUGGUCAUUGAGACUAUGAGAAUCCGGAAGGCGACAAUGGAGGAUGACGGGAACUAUGCAUGUGAGCAUAGCCAGCAGAAAGCGUCGCAGAUUGUGCAUAUUAAUAGUGAGUUGUGGAUUUUGGAUAUUUUUGAAAAAUGUAAAUCGGACUCGGAGAAACUGAAGUAG
Caenorhabditis remanei is the source of this 705-nucleotide messenger RNA. RefSeq lists its product as uncharacterized. Gene Ontology annotation, biological process: synapse organization. Bases 1 to 705 code for a protein of 234 amino acids. Gene Ontology annotation, cellular component: neuron projection membrane. The transcript has 4 exons. The record is from RefSeq and is a predicted model, not a curated record. NCBI's taxonomy places the organism in Eukaryota, Metazoa, Nematoda, Chromadorea, Rhabditida, Rhabditidae.